GAAGACUGACCUCCACCCUCAGAGGUCAACAGUCAACAACCCCUCUCCCCCUCCCCCAAUACUCAAACACCUUUCUCAGUGUUUUUUUUUUUAAUAAUAUUCCUCCCAAAUCCUAAAAAUUCAAUUCCACUCUCCAUUUUUUUCAUAGUGAAUUCAACAAUGGUGAAAUUUGAACUGGGUUACACGUUUUUGUUCCUUUUGAUUAUAAUUGGAAGUGCAAGUGGAGGAAUUGAAGGGGUAAUUAAAGUGAAUUACAAGUUUAGUGGUUCUGAACGGACUCUCAGUGCCCUAAAAGCCCAUGAUGAUAAACGCCAUCUCAGACUUCUCGCCGGCGUCGACCUUCCUAUCGGCGGCACCGGCCGUCCUGAUUCCGUCGGGCUUUACUAUGCCAAGAUUGGGAUUGGAACACCAUCAAAUGCUUAUUAUGUGCAAGUGGAUACGGGAAGCGACAUAAUGUGGGUUAACUGCAUCGGAUGUGAUCAAUGCCCCAGAAGAGGAUAUCAUGGUCUGGAGCUAGCAUUCUACAAUCGAAAGGAUUCUCUCUCUGGUAAAUUAGUUUCUUGUGGACACCAGUACUGCAAGGAUGUCAAUAAGGGUUCAGUAUCAGGAUGCUAUGGUAACACGUCAUGUUUUUUUAGUGAAACUUAUGGAGAUGGAAGCUAUAGUUUGGGCUACUUUGUGGAGGACGUUGUUCAAUAUGACCAGGUUUCUGGUGAUCUCCAAACUAAAUCAUCAAAUGGAAGUGUAAUUUUUGGGUGUGGGGGUACACAGUCUGAAGAUCUAACUUCCUCGGAUGAUGCUCUUGAUGGGGUUCUGGGAUUUGGGAAAUCAAAUACAUCCAUGCUUUCCCAGCUGGCUUCAUCUGGAAGAGUGAAGAAAAUGUUUGCACAUUGCUUGGAUGGUGUGAAUGGUGGUGGUAUAUUUGCCAUUGGGAACGUUGUUAAACCGAAAGUAAACAUGACGGCAUUAGUACCAAACCAGCAACACUACAAUGUCAAUAUGACAGCCGUUGAAGUUGGUUAUCAAAUUCUAAACUUUUCUGCUGAUGUAUUUACAAAUGGAGAGAACAAGGGAGUUAUAAUUGACAGUGGAACAACAUUGGCUUAUCUUCCUGAGGUGAUUUAUGGACCACUAGUGAAAAAGAUACUCUCCUGGCAACCUGAUCUGAGAUUACGUACAGUUCAUGAUGAGUAUACGUGCUUUGAUUACUCUGGAAGUGUUGAUGAUGGAUUCCCUCAAGUUUAUUUUCAUUUUGAAAAUUCUGUUUCUUUAAGAGUUCGUCCACAUGAGUAUCUAUUCCCCUAUGAAGAUUUAUUUUGCAUUGGAUGGCAAAAUAGUGGUAGUCUAUCUCGGGACAAAUGGAACCUCACGGUUUUUGGAGAUUUGGUUCUCUCAAAUAAGCUAGUCUUGUAUGAUCUUGAGAAGCAGGCUAUUGGUUGGACUGAAUAUAACUGUAAGUUGUAUCAGUUUGAUAGCUAAAAUUAUGUAUUGAUA
Molecule: messenger RNA, 1494 nt
Organism: Nicotiana tabacum (common tobacco)
Lineage: Eukaryota; Viridiplantae; Streptophyta; Magnoliopsida; Solanales; Solanaceae
Source: RefSeq, a predicted model, not a curated record